Molecule: messenger RNA, 6573 nt
Organism: Xenopus laevis (African clawed frog)
Lineage: Eukaryota; Metazoa; Chordata; Amphibia; Anura; Pipidae
Gene: mmp21l.S
Product: matrix metalloproteinase-21-like
Exons: 8
Coding region: 3534-5480 (648 amino acids)
Source: RefSeq, a predicted model, not a curated record
UUGCCCAGUGCUGCUUGUGUGUGCCAUUCUCUGCUUGCCCAGUGCUGCUUGUGUGUGCCAGGUUAUGAGUUGGGGAGCAGCCUCUUUCCUUCUCUUCAGAAAGUAGCCAAUACUGCGAUGUUCUCCUGUGUAUAUGGCAUCCCAUGAUACCUGGCCUGGAAGUCAGGGGGGACACAUACGUGCACCGGGGGGAGCAACCCUGAAACAUGUCUAUCAUCAACAACUUCCACUUCUUAGAAUUUAAGAGUCAGAGAUGGAAGGGAGGACAGGUGGGAGAAAUAUGGCAGAUAGUGGGAGCAACGCACGCAGCCAGCGAGAUAAGGGCCAGAUUAGAUUAAGGAGCCUGGCAGAUAAGAUUGCAAGCUCAAUGUACCGCUUCUACCUGCCUGAUUGUGUAUAGACCCUUCAUCUUGGAGCGACACCCUGUAUGUGUCAUAUAUAUAUAUCUAUAAGGGCAGGAAGUCUGGGAAAUAAGGACAGUCAGGUAAGGGUAAGGGGCACGUGAGGGGAAUGAGAGGGAAGCCUGGAUAAAUAAGGACAGUCAGGGGGGUAAGGGGCAGGUGAGGGGAAGGAGAGGGAAGCCUGGGAAAUAAGGGCAGUUAUGGGGGAUAAGGGGCACGUGAGGGGAAUGAGAGGGAAGCCUGGAUAAAUAAGGACAGUCAGGGGGGUAAGGGGCAGGUGAGGGGAAGGAGAGGGAAGCCUGGGAAAUAAGGGCAGUUAUGGGGGAUAAGGGGCACGUGAGGGGAAUGAGAGGGAAGCCUGGGAAAUAAGGACAGUCAGGGGGGUAAGGGGCAGGUGAGGGGAAGGAGAGGGAAGUCUGGGAAAAAAGGGCAGUUAUGGGUGUAAGGGGCAGGUGAGGUGAAGGAGAGGGAAGCCUUGGAAAUAAGGGCAGUUAUGGGGGACAAAGGGCAGGUGAGGGGAGGAGAGGGAAGUCUGGGAAAUAAGGGCAGUCUGGGAGGGGGUAAUGGGCAGGUGAGGGGAAGGAGGGGCAAGUCUGGGACAUAAGGCUCUCCUAUGACUGAAAAUAGAAAUAGCUUCAUGGACCAUGACUAAAAAUGUGCUCUACAAUAAGUUAGUGUAGUGAGAACUUCAUGGAGUCAGGCUAAUGAUGUAAUCUCCAGUAAUUGACGGUAGAGAGAUUCCUGAACCCUGGCUAAGGAUUUGCUUUCUAGGGAUUGAGGAUAAAGAGAGAAAUAUCUGGACCUUCACUUAAGACAUACUUUUUCAUGAAUGAGGGCAAACAGACCCUCCUAGAUCUUGGCUAAGGUCAUACUCUCCAAUAAUUGAAGGUAGAGAGAUUCCUGGAUCCUGGUUAUGAAUGUAUUCUCCAAUAAGAAAGGUAGAGCCCACUCUACUUUGGACCUUACCUGCCAUGCUUUCCUAGACCUUGCCUGGAUCCUUGAUUAGUACAUACUCUCAAAACUCAAUGAGUGACUGUAGAGAGAUUCCUAGACUCUGCCUGAUAAUAUGCUAUCCAAUGAGUGAGUAUAGAGAGAUUACUGGAUCCUGACUGAGAACAUGCUCUUCAAUGAGUGAGUGUAGAGAGAUUCCUAGACCCUGCCAGAGAUUGUGCUCUCCAAUGAGUGAGUGUAUGGAGAUUCCUGGACUCUGCCUGAGAACAUGCUCUCCAAUGAGUGAGCGUAGAGAGAUUCCUAGACCCUGUCUGAGAAAAUGCUUUCCAAUGAGUGAGCAUAGAGAGAUUCCUGGAUCCUUGAUUAGGAAAAACUCUACAAUUAGUGAGCAUAGAGAGAUUCCUGGAGCCCAUCUGAGAACAUGCUCUACAAUUAGUAAGUGUAGAGAGAUUACUAGAUCAUGGCUAAAAACAUGCUCCCCAAUAAGUAAGUUAAGAGUGAGCUCUCCAUUAAGUGAAUGUAGAGAGAUCCAUAGACCCUGCCUGAGAACAUGCUCUCCAAUGUAUGAGCAUAGAGAGAUUCCUUGAUCUUUGAUUAAGACAUACUCUAUAAUGAGUGAGCAUGGAAAGAUUCAUGAGCCCUGCCUUAUAAUGUGCUGCCCAUUAAGUGAGUGUAGAGAGAUGCUUGGACCCUGCCUGAGAACACGCUUUCCAGUGAGAGUGCAUAGAGAGAUUCUUGAAUCCUUGACUAGAACAUACUCUACAAUGAGUGAGUGUAGAGAGAUUCCUGCAGCCUGCCUAAGAAUGUGCUCGCCAAUGAGUGAAUGUAGAGAGAUUACUGGACCCCAUUGGAGAAUGUGCUCUCCAAUGAGUGAGUGUAAAGAGAUUACUAGAUCAUGGCUGAGAAUGAGUCAGUGUAGAGAGAUUCCUAGAACCUGCUUGAGAACAUGCUCUCCAAUGAAUGAGCAUGGAGAGAUUGCAGGAUCCUUUAUUAGGACAUACUUUACAAUGAGUGAGUGUAGAGAGAUUCCUGAACCCCAUCUGAGAACAUGCUAUCCAAUGAGUGAGGAUAUAGAGAUUCCUAGACCAUGGCUGAGAAUGUGCUCUCCAAUGAGUGACUGUAGAGAGAUUCCUAGACCCUGCCAGGGAACAUGCUCUCCAAUGAAUGAGCAUAGAGAGAUUCUUGAAUCCUUGAUUAGAACAUACUCUACAAUGAAUGAGUGUAGAGAGAUUCCUGGACCCUGCCUGAGAAUGUGCUCUCCAAUGAGUGAGUGUAGAGAGAGAUUGGACCCUAUCAGAGAAUGUGCUCUCCAAUGAGUGAGUGUAGAGAGAGAUUGGACCCUAUCAGAGAAUGUGCUCUCCAAUGAGUGAGUGUAGAGAGAGAUUGGACCCUAUCCGAGAAUGUGCUCUCCAAUGAGUGAGUGUAGAGAGAGAUUGGACCCUAUCAGAAAAUGUGCUCUCCAAUGAGUGAGUGUAGAGAGAGAUUGGACCCUAUCAGAGAAUGUGCUCUCCAAUGAGUGAGUGUAGAGAGAGAUUGGACCCUAUCAGAGAAUGUGCUCUCCAAUGAGUGAGUGUAGAGAGAGAUUGGACCCUAUCAGAGAAUGUGCUCUCCAAUGAGUGAGUGUAGAGAGAGAUUGGACCCUAUCAGAGAAUGUGCUCUCCAAUGAGUGAGUGUAGAGAGAGAUUGGACCCUAUCAGAGAAUGUGCUCUCCAAUGGGGGUAGAGUGAUUUUUUGAACCCUGGUGUGGGUGUUAACAAUUAACUGAAUAAGAGCAGGGAGAUCUGCUAAGGAGAGUGAGUGUUUUUUGGAGAGCUCUCUGGGCCCGAGCUAAGACUGGUGAGUUAGGGAUGGGAGAACUCUGGAUCUGGCUUCUUUCAGGUAACAUAUUUACUCAUUGGGGGGGAUGGUUCAGCCCUUGGGGGGCUCAUACAGUCACUGAUUCCCUCUGUGCAGCUGCACCCCUGGUUCUGCUGCACAUAAUGGGGGUGUAGUGCAGUAUUGGAAGAGCAAAGUUCUAAUAUCGACAGGGAAUGGCAGGUGCAGUUUGUAUCCCACAUUCCGGAGACUGAUAGUCAUUCCCUGCCUGUGAUUUAUUCACAGAAUAUUCGCUGAUGGUGGAAGUGUUAUUUGCGUAUCUGAGAUACAAAUAUACACAGAGGCACCUCAUGCAGGUAGUGUGCGAUGCAAAGGGUUAACGGGAGGUUGGCUCCUGAUUGGCUGAGCCUGUUCUUCCUCCUCCUCCUCAAGCAGAAUUUAGGGGGAGAUAAUCCAGAUGUGCAGCAGGAGAGCGGCAGAGAAAGACGGAGAGCAGAGCCUGACACAGCAGAGAAAGAAAGAAGUUUUUACCCCAGAGACUCAGCUGAACGACAGUCCAAGACAGAGGUGCAAGUCAGACCCAUUGUAACCCCCAGAUCUGCUCAGAGAUAUCUUUGGAAAUAUGGUUGGAUAGAGCCAGUGCACUGGGAGUCCCGACUGUUCCAUGGAGAUCCAACUCCCACAGUGGAGAAUGUGAUCCAAUCAGACAGCAGUGACCUGCUGUCUGUGAAAAACACACCAUUUGACAGUGAAUCCCUCACAGACAAAGAGCUCACAUUAAACCCCAGAUUCAGUGGAGCACUUCGCAGGUUCCAGGAGGCCAAUGAGCUUGUGGUAACAGGGAAGCUGGAUGCUGCCACCAUGAUGGCUAUGAAUGUCCUACGAUGUGGAGUUCCUGACCGCAAAGUGCCUGAGGGUGAGGAGAGUCAGCCAGAAGAUAGUGAAGAAAAUGGGUCCACCACUCCUUCCAUCCCCAAUGAGAGUGAAGAAGACAACAGAGACCCACAUGAAGAGAGCACAGAGGAGAUCCAAGAAACAGGACAAACUUUAGGUCUUCCAGCAAAGCAUCAUAUCAGGAGGAAGCGCAGCCAAUUGCUAAAAGCUGGAGCUAAAAGAACAGCCUUUGCCAAGCAUACAUUGAAAUGGAGGCUACUUGGAGAAGGCUACAGUGCCUGGUUGUCCAAAGAGCAGCAGCGAUACAUACUGCGCCUGGCCUUUCGCAUGUGGAGUGAGGUCGUGCCUCUCAACUUUGAAGAAGAUCUCUUUUUUCCAGCUCAUCUUAUAGACGUCAAACUGGGGUUUGGGACACGCCGACACUUGGGUUGCUCCCAGCUGUUUGAUGAUAUGGGCAGAGAAUUUGCCCAUGCCUGGCAACUUGGUGAUAUUCACUUCAAUGAUGAUGAACACUUUGUCCCCCCAAACAGCGAGCAUGGGAUCAGCCUCCUAAAGGUUGCAGUACAUGAGAUUGGUCACGUUCUUGGUCUGAGUCAUAUGAAUCUGCUGGGAUCUGUCAUGCAGCCAAAUUAUAUCCCAGCCAAUGGAAAGAUGGAGCUGGACUGGACUGACCGGAUGGCAAUACAGAAAAUCUAUGGAAAAUGCUUAGGGAGGUUCAAUACAGUGUUUGACUGGGUUUAUCAGGAGCCAGAUGAUCUGGGCCACAAGGUGUCUCAUUACAACACCUAUUUUUUCCGGCGUAGCUGGUACUGGCGGUAUGAGAACAGCAGUAACCGUACAUGGUAUGGUUACCCCCAAGAGCUUAAGGUGGGCUGGGAAGGAAUCCCUCAUGCUGACAUUGAUGCUUUUCUCCACUUCUGGACAAGGAAGAAAAGAUUCACCUUGUUCUUCAAAGGCAAACUAUACUGGCGGUAUGAUGACCAAAAUGACCGGGCCUACAGGCAGGACCCAGAAGGACACAUCUACCCUCGGCUCAUCUCAGAAGGGUUCCCAGGAAUCAGUGGCCCCAUAGACACCGUUUUCUUUGAUCAGAGAGAUCACAACAUCUACUUUUUCCACAAGAAGAACGUAACAGCAUUUGGCGUGGAAAGUCAGAAGGUGGUUCCUGGGUACCCAAAAGCCAUUGAGGAUUUGUUUCCUGCAGCUAAAAGUGGUGACCACCCUAAAGGAAAUUUGGAUGCAGUGUAUUUCUCUUUCAGCCACAAGGCCAUCUUCUUCAUCAAGGGCUCAUAUGUAUGGAGUGUGGCUACAAGUGCCGACCUCCCCUAUAACUCACUGCUUCCACGCCGUCUUAUCAAUGAACAGUGGAAUGAUAUCUGUGAUGUUCACCCCUCCAUGCUUUCUAUGCCCAGGAGAUAAGGUGCCAAAGCAGAUCUAGUCAAAGUUGGCUCUACCCAGGGGACAGGGAUUCAGUAGAGAUCUUGCCAAGGUUUGUUCUUUAUACCCAGAAGAUAAUAUACCAAGUUAGGCUUAGUGAAGGUUGGUUGUUCAUGCCCAGCUGAUAGGAACUAGGCUACCUUCUACCCCUAGCCAUAGGACAUCAGACUAGCCAAGCAUAAAAAGCUAUAGCCAGAAAACAGUGUAUUAUGCCUGAUUUAUCCAGGGUAUAGGGUGAUAGGGAAACAAGGAACAGGACAAAUUUAGACACUUUUUUUGGAUAAAGAGAUCACGAUACGCUGGUAAUCUGCUUAAUAGAAUUGAUUGCUGACUACAACAUGACAUGUUUUGGGCCCUGUUGUGCCCUUAACUAAUUUCCACUCUGUACACUGUGAUAGGCCACAUCUAGGGAAGCUCAGGCAAUAGGGUACCAGACCAGAUCUAGGCAAAGUUGCCCAUUUGUCAGUGGGUGAUAGGGUGCUAGAUGUGGUUUAGCCAAUGCAGCCUAAGGAAGUUUGGCCUCAGUAACCUCCUCUUCUGCUAUAAUGAUGGGGUACAGCUCCUUCAUGGUCACUGCACUUCCUUGCACCUCCUACAUAUUCUCUGACAGGCUGGAACCUGGAACUUCUAUGCAUCUUCAUGGAAUACCAAGAACAUGACACCUAUUUUAUUUCUUACCUGACUCCCAGAAUGAAGAGGUAAGACCCUUUGUAGGGUCUCUGAAAGCCUGGAAUGUUCCUUGGGGAGCCGACAUAUAAGCACCAGUGUAAUGAGUGUAUGACAAACAGGAUUACUGGAUGAGAAGCCUCAGGCUUUGAUUGUGUCAAGUAAAUGUGCAUCCAAACUGGACUAAACUGCUGACACUUUGUAUUGUUCUCCUAGCCAAUAGUCAGGCUCACCAUGUUGCAGGACUUAAAGAUACGAGUGUGUAAGUAAAAAUCAUCACUGACGAAGGGGGCAGCCGGCCCCUGAAAUGUUUGGCUUUUUUGUACUCCGCAUAAAUAAAAGCUUGGAGGUAGCUCCGUGUACACCAAUUCAGUCGUCGAGUGCAACUUAUUCUUUCUGCCACGUAUUA